AUGGAGUUCGUUGCCCCUCCUCUCGAUGGCUCGCUCAAUGUGAUUGAAGCAGUCGACUUCCAUAUCCAGCAACGAAACUUGACACCCAUUUUCUCUUUCUCAGACGAGUCUGACAUCGUCAAUAUCACCCAUUGGGAAUUUGCGCGCGCGACACAUCGAGUUGCGCACCUCCUUCGCCCGACUCGUGACGGACCCGAAGGCGAGGUUGUGGCCAUCCUAGCUCUUGUCGACACACUACUAUAUCAGACACUGUUCGCUGGAUGCAGCAAAGCCGGCUUCAUCCCUUUCCCGAUUUCUCCGCGCAACAGUCCAGCAGCGCUCAUUCACCUCCUAACAGCUACGAAAACAAGCCGCAUAUACACAACGCACGCCUCACUGGGUCCGCUUAUUGCUGCAAUCAAGGUUCACUACGCAUGCACCGAGAUCUUGAUCGAAGAAAUGCCCACGUUGGGCCAAGUGUAUCCCUUUCUUGGACGCGAGACGGCAGAGAGUCCCUUCGUGCCUUACCCUUCCCCUCAGGCAGUGGCACCGCUCGAUAGCGUUACUUCCUAUCUUCAUUCCAGUGGAAGCACAGGUCUUCCCAAACCCAUUCCGCUUACCCAUCGCUCCAUUCAGCUAAUCGCUUCUUUGGAUCUCUUCCCCGACUUGGUUUCUCUCCAAUCGACCCCACGUCUGCGUCUUGCUGCUGGCGGUCUCCCAUCGUUUCACGCUACCGGCGUCGUGAUGCAAUUCAUUGGUCCUCUGUAUCAUGGUCUCACCGCCUGUAUUGCCGCCCCAUCUUCUCUCUCCAACCCUUUGUUAUAUGCGAUCCCGGCCUUUCCGACUCCUCAAAGCGCCUUGCAAGUCACCCGCGCAACCAAGGCUGCGGGGAUCCUUACCAUUCCUGUUUUCCUCGCGGCAUGGGCAAAGUCUGAGCAGGCUGUGCAGUAUUUGAGCACGUUGCGGGUUACAAUGUACACGGGCGGGCCACUUUCAAAGGACAUCGGCGAUAAACUCGUCAAAGGCGGGGUCAGGAUCGCGGCAAUGUACGGGUCGACAGAGAUUGGAAUCGUGAAUACGCUCUUUCCACGAGAUGUUUCUCCAUCGGAGUGGGCCUGGAUGCAGUUCAGCAAACGUAUCACCCCCCGCUGGUCUUCCGUUGGCGAUGGAACAGCAGAAUUGCAGUGCUUGACGGUGCCGACACAUCUCCCCAACAUCACUAAUCUCUCGGCACUCAAGUUGGAGGGUUACGCGACCGAGGACCUAUUUAUGCAACAUCCAGCAAAGCCGCAUCUCUAUCGCAUCGUGGGUCGCCUUGAUGACGUCAUCAUUAUGGCCAACGGAGAAAAAACCGUCCCCGGACCCAUGGAAGAUGUCAUCUCCGGCAGUCCUUACAUAUCGAGUGCACUCAUGUUUGGGCGGGAGCAGAACCAGGUCGGGGUGCUUGUUGAACCGUCGCCUCUUGCCAUCGAUCCAACGACCAACGACUUGCGGAUGGAUUUCCCGGACUUGGUAUGGGCCCAAGUGCAGGCGGCGAAUGAGAUUGCUCCGGCAUUCGCCAAAGUAUAUCCAGAAAUGAUUCUGAUCGUCAAGGAGGGUCGGCAGGUAGUGAGAACUAUGAAAGGGACUGUAGUCCGCAAAGCGACAAUUGCGCUAUACGAGCCAGAGAUUCGUGCAUUAUAUGACGCUAUCGAGACGAAUAAAACAACAGAAAUUCAGAUCGAGCCGCCCAUUUCAUGGGCAAUAGACGAUCUCGAGCGCUGGCUUCUCCACCAGGCCUGUCACAUUUCGUCUCAAGGCUCUGACUCGCAGUUGGAUCCAGCCGUGGAUCUUUUCGAGCAGGGCUUCGAUUCCCUCCAGGCCACAUUCUUGCGCCAUCGUAUUGCCGCUGUGCUCCCGCCAAAGGCGGAUCUGGAGUCGAAUUUUGUUUAUGCCAACCCGACCAUUGUCAGGCUUGCGCGUGCGAUUCACGAGCUGCAAGUCAGCGGAGAGUGUCCGGCGACUGCUGCUGAUCCACGCAUGACCAUCGAGGCCAUGAUUGCGAGGCAUUCGCAGGGGUUGAAUCAGCCAAUUGGGUCAGCCCAUGAUUCGGCUCCCAGUCGAGCGGUGGUUCUCCUGACUGGAUCCACAGGCGGACUUGGGUCGCACCUCCUCAGGUUUCUGCUGCAGCAUCCGUCGGUGGAACGAGUCUACGCAUUCAAUCGUCCCGGUCGCAAUGGCUUGUCGAUCUCACACCGGCAGUCGUCUGCCUUCAAGGAGCAUGCUCUGGACACGUCGAUUUUGUCAUCGCCAAAACUCACUUAUCUCGAAGGCGAUUCCAGUCGAGCUGAUUUGGGACUUCCAUCUGCCAUGUAUUCUCAGCUUGUCCAAACGGUCACUGCCAUCAUACACAACGCCUGGACACUCGACUUCAACAAGACCCUCUCGUCGUUUGAGCCGCAUGUGCGCGGGACACGCCACCUUAUCGACUUGGGCCGGAGUUGCUCCUCACCAGCGCGCUUUUUGUUCACGUCCUCCAUUAGCUCAGCGCAGAACUGGGACAAGAAGCGCGGGCCGGUCCCUGAGGAAAUCGUGCUCGACGCGGGGAUUGCGAUCGGAAGCGGGUAUGGCGAGAGCAAGUAUGUUUCUGAGCGGAUCCUCGCUGCCUCAGGCUUGCCCGCAACGUCGUUCCGCAUCGGACAGAUAUGCGGGUCGCUGGGCAAUGGGGCAUGGGCGAGGACGGACUGGCUACCCGCAAUCGUCAAGUCGAGCAUGACGCUCGGCGCAUUUCCGUCUGACCCGCCCGGUCACAUGGUCGUGUCAUGGGUGCCCCCAGAGCCCGUCGCGCAAGCCAUCGUCGACGCGGUGUUUGUCUCCGCACCCGCGCCCGCGGUGAAUCUCGUCCACCCCCAUCCCGUCACGUGGGACGCACUCGUCGGCGCCAUCGCAAACACCGUGGCGCUGCCGUUCAUCCCCAUUAACGACUGGGUUGCGCGGCUGGAACAGCGCGGGGCGGAUGUAGACACAGAUGUGCUGACCCAACUCCCCGCCCUGAAACUGCUCUGGUUCAUCCAGCGCGCGAUGGAGGGCGACGGCGCCUUCAGCCUCUCCUUCGCUACCGCGCGAGCACAGAUUCUCAGUCCCGGGAUCGCCUCUGUGUCGUCGCUGAACGCAUGCGACACGUCGCGAUGGCUGCGGUUCUGGCGCGAAACAGGGUUUAUUUCAUUCUAG
This is a messenger RNA of Mycena indigotica, 3189 nucleotides long. Its product is annotated as Aminoadipate reductase. The record is from RefSeq and is a predicted model, not a curated record. Gene Ontology annotation, molecular function: phosphopantetheine binding. The coding region runs from base 1 to 3189 and encodes 1062 amino acids. NCBI's taxonomy places the organism in Eukaryota, Fungi, Basidiomycota, Agaricomycetes, Agaricales, Mycenaceae. The transcript is spliced from 11 exons.